CUUCUCCCCUCGCUUUGCUUCCCUCCCUUUUUCCCCCUUUCAAAACCCUAGGUACCCAAAUCUCCAUAAACCCUAGAGAUUCCUAUUUCCUGUUCCUUUUUCUCUUCAACAAAAUCAAUUGAUCAGCCCCCUUCUCCUCUACAAAUCCAUCGCCACUCGAUUCUUUAAUCCCUCCCGUGCCCUAGCUCCACCAGUUCCGCCUUCAAUCUUUUCACUCAAUUUGUUUGGAAUAUCAUUUUCUUUUCUUUUCUCUCAUUUCUUAUUGUUUCUGGGUUUGGGAUUUCGGUGGGAAGUGGAAAAGUUUUGAAAAGUUUGUGGCUAGUUUGGUUGUUGUGUGGGUGUCCGUUGAACUAGGGUUUGGCCAGAGUUGGAAAGGCUCGCGUUUGUGGAUCAAUCUGGUUCUGGUUUUGAAUUGAGUUUUGAAGUUUUGGGGUUUGAGUGGUUGCUAGGUUUUGGAGAUAUGAGAAUAGGGAAGUGUGUAUAAGCGUGUGGCUUUUUGGAGGGGAAGGAGAUGAACCGGAUAUGAGUAGGCUGUCAUUCCGGCCUCGUCCCCUUGAUAUUCACAAGAAGCUCCCGAUUGUAAAAUCUGUCAAGGAGUUUGAGGAUGACGAGGCUCCUGUCACAGGUGCUUCCACACGAAACUCUCAGCUGCUCCGACUUGCUGCUGAGACUGAAAUUGAGGUGCAACAAAACAAUAGCAAGAAAAAUGCUCAAGAAAUACCUACACCACAGUGCAGCAUUGUGGACACAUAUGAAAGGGAUUACUUGCAGUCCUUCUCACAACCGGCAUCAUAUUUACGUGGAAGAGGAGCUAGGGCUGAGAUUGGGGAGUUUGUUGAGUAUGAUCUGGAUGAUGAAGAUGAGGAUUGGCUGCUGGAAUAUAACAAUGAUAAAAAGAUUCUUGCUCCUGAAAAAUUUGAGGCUUUCUUGUUUAAGCUGGAGGUUUUAGAUCACAAGGCUCGAGAAAAAGCGGGAAUGAUCACCCACACUCUCGGUUCAUCUAUUCCUGUUCUGCUACAGCUUGAUGCUGCAGCUGAGGCGUUGCAAUCUCAAUCCACUCGAUUUCCAGUAUUCCAGUCCGUAUAUGACUAUUGGAAAGAAAAGCGGGAGCAGUGGCAAAAACCAAUUUUGAGGCGUUUGCAGCCUCCUCCAGCAGUUAAUGAUACAAACCCAUACAAUGUGUUCAGACCUAGGGAGAAAGCUCACCGCCUUCACACAAGAAGGAUGCAAAGAAGGGAAAACAAUGUGCAAUCUUUUGAAAAACUUCGCCAGGUCAGGCGCAAUUUGGACCAGGCCAAGACUCUGGUGGAAGCUUUGAUUAAGAGAGAGGAGAAGAAGCGAGAGGUCGUGGAGAAUGAGGUUGCUCUUCAACGAAUUCAGAUAAAAUACCAACACGAGGCACAGCUUGUUGAGGAUGGGCUAGCAUUGUCAGGAUUUCCACUUGCAUGCAAAUUCGGAUCGAGUGAAGAUGAUCCUAUGGACUCUGAUGAUGCAAUUAAUGGUCGCUCACGACCUCAUCCAACUUCUAUUCAGCAGUCACGCUUUACCAACUAUAGAAGGAUAAUUUUCCCUACUGGGCGGAUGACGCGUGAUUUAAAACGGAGGCAUCUACCUAAUGGAUGGCUUCAGAAGAGGGACCCUCUUGAGCCAGUUUUGUUGUUUACAAAACCUUUAGAUCCAGAAAAAUUGACAGCUGCUGGCAUUAUUCCGCCUCCAGACCCCACAUUUGAAAAUGGAUCCGUAGCACCGCCAUUCCGCUUCCAGGGCAGGAUCGGCCGAGGUGGCCGCAUUAUCUUUGAUAGAGUACCAAUUGGAACUGGAAGUCAUGUGCCACCAAACACCCAGCCUCUGCAACCCAAUGGUUGAACCGGCUUGUCGUCCCUAAGUCUACAGUCUACAUGUUUCACCGAAAGAGGAUGAUUCCUGUGACUAGGAAGAGUGGUCCUGGAAUAUUGCCCAUUAUCCUUUUUCGGGAUAUCUGUGAAGCCGAGGUGAAGGAAGGCGGCAGGCAUACAUGACCGACUGGUUUAACUGUUGUAGUUUAGCAUGAUGUUGGGCUUAUUUUUCCGUAGGGUUGAAAUUCAUGUCAGGCUUCAAUUUUCCUAACCUCCAUUGCUAGUCAUGCCUCAUAUUAUUCCGCCUAGUGUGCCCACCUCCCAAUUUCUGUACAAUCUGUUGCAAUCUCACAUUAUUUCCCGAAUAGCUGCCUCUUUUCUUUUUUUUUUUGGCCCCCUUUCUUUCCCAAUUUGUAGGGGUUCAAUGUAUUUAUGAUUCUAGUUUGUAGGUGCAGUAUAAUUGCCAUGUGCUUGUUGGCCGAAAGUUUGAUGGAAACAUGUUCAUGCUGUGAUAUCAUGCUGAUUGAUGAUGAAGAUUUUGCAAUUGCUAA
Molecule: messenger RNA, 2386 nt
Organism: Dioscorea cayenensis subsp. rotundata (Guinea yam)
Lineage: Eukaryota; Viridiplantae; Streptophyta; Magnoliopsida; Dioscoreales; Dioscoreaceae
Product: enhancer of polycomb homolog 2-like
Exons: 13
Coding region: 523-1866 (447 amino acids)
Biological process (GO): regulation of transcription by RNA polymerase II
Cellular component (GO): piccolo histone acetyltransferase complex
Source: RefSeq, a predicted model, not a curated record